GUCUUAAUAUAUGAUACUCCAAAAUACCAAAUUCUUUAUCCAUCGCAUGAAAGUCAAAGCACCCCAAACAUUGCCUCUGAUAGCCUACUCGCAGAUCAAUCAACCCAACCAAAUUCCCGGAUUCAUCUCCUGACCUAAACCAAUUCCAUCGAUCCCAUUCCUCUGAAAGAAUAUUAGUCGACAGGGCCGGUAAUGGAACGACUACGUGCAAUAGCCGAUGCUCAUUACCGCGCAAGCCCUCCAGCGGUGAAGGCCCUGGCGUACGACUUCUUCAGAGCCCUGGACGCCGAUGGAGAUGGCAAAGUGAGCCUCGUAGAAUUCUUGGAGUUCAUGAAACUCGAGGGCUACACGCGGCUGUGCAGCCCGCAUUUCUUCAGGGAUCUCGACAGGGACGGAAAUGGCACUCUGGAUUUCUGGGAAGUUCUCACACUUUACUAUAUCAUCAAGAGUGGGAGGCCACUGUGUGAUUGCUGUGGAAUUCUGAUACCUGGAACGUUUUUCUCGUGCGUCGAGUGCUUCGAUGGCCCUGGAGGGUCUUACUCUUUGUGCAUCUAUUGUUAUAGAUCUAACAAGAGUUCUCACGGCCAUGGUGGCCGUCAACAGUUCUUGGAUACCUACACUUUGCUGGAAACCAAGAAACGGUUUGCAUCCGGGAGACAAAGAGGAGAACGUCCGGCUGAGCCAAGAACAUGGGAGACCAUAAAUCCAACAGUAGCUGGACAAGACACUCAUUUUCACAACAAUGGAUCACAGCCACCAAGCUGGAGCACAACCCCGACGCCGCCUGCCGCCGUUCCUGCAGCGAGAAUUAAUAAAUGGAAAGCAGCACUGACGGCACUGGAGAUAGCACUCAGCGUUGGGAGCAUUUCAACCACUCUAUGUACAAUCCUAUGACCUAAAACUGAUGCAAAUUUCGUACUAAUGGAUGGUUUGAUUCUUGAUGACUAAUAUUGUCCAAUGUACAAUGCUCAGCCUACUCAGGCAGGAGUUCACUUAGAAAUUUGCAUUUAGAUUACAGCUGCUUUUAUCAUAUUUGGACUAUUGUUAUUUGAAAAAUUAUUAAUAUCCCUCAAAGUAAAAAUAUUUAUACAACUUCUAGGC
Molecule: messenger RNA, 1101 nt
Organism: Sesamum indicum (sesame)
Lineage: Eukaryota; Viridiplantae; Streptophyta; Magnoliopsida; Lamiales; Pedaliaceae
Molecular function (GO): calcium ion binding
Source: RefSeq, a predicted model, not a curated record